Molecule: messenger RNA, 14695 nt
Organism: Gopherus flavomarginatus (Mexican gopher tortoise)
Lineage: Eukaryota; Metazoa; Chordata; Testudines; Testudinidae
Gene: CCDC187
Product: coiled-coil domain containing 187
Exons: 32
Coding region: 72-8591 (2839 amino acids)
Biological process (GO): microtubule anchoring
Cellular component (GO): centrosome
Molecular function (GO): microtubule binding
Source: RefSeq, a predicted model, not a curated record
CACACCAACUGGCUGGCUGGGUGCAGGCGGAAUGGCAGCAGAGGUGGACCCCAGCUAAUCAAACUUGCAGCAUGGCUUUAAAAGUGGACUGCAGAGUUGCAGCCGAAGAAUCAACCCCGCUAGCAGAUGUGGCCUUGGCAUGGAAGAGUCUUCACAAAGCCAAGGAAGUGUUACAGAGGAUUGAAAACAAAUUUGACCAUGAAAAUUGGAAUUAUGCCAAAGCUCAGAAAGCCAGAAGAAAGCUACAAUGCGAAAGGAGUCCCGAAAGUAACAGAGACCAAGAGGAACCCGUUUCAGUUGAAAUCAAGACUGAGGAGAGCUGUCUAUCCUGCAGGGGAAAUUGUGCAAGUGUUUCUCCUGCUUGGCCAGAGAACCGGUCCUUUGAGAGCCAGGCUGUGAGGAAUGAGUCAGCGAGAAUGAUGCAUCUGCCUUGCAGCAGGGAGCCAACCUCUUCAACAUGCAGCCCUGGCAGAAUGGACGUCCAAGGCGGCAGAGCUGCAGCUGGCACUCAGUCUGCUCCAGAGACUCUAAGCAUACUGGGGACGAGGGGCAGUUUUAGUGACCAGGUAAACACAGAGAAGAAGAGCCCCACAGGACAGAUGGAGGGAGCUCCUCGCUCUCCACAGCAUCUGCCCUCUUCCCCUGAGGACAGCAAGCGAGCUGCCCCCUGUGCAGUCUGCAGCCACACUCCCCUGUGCCCAUCAGCCCUGCCUGCCAUGUGCCCCCUUUUUCCCUGCAAUAGUCCCAGUGCUCAGAAGCAGCAGGGACUGAACAGAUCACCCGACAACAAGCUAGAGCGGCUCAGAGAGAGAAUUCGGGAGCAGAAGCAGCGACACCAACGCCUGGCUCAGGAAGCGAAGCAGCCCAGUGCCAGCUACGCCAGGGAACUGCUGCAUGUAGGGCCCCUGAAGAGGAAGGUUCGCAAAGUGGCCUUUGCUCCUCCAGCCCCAGUUUACAGAGGUUUUAGUGCUGUAAAACUGAAGGUUGCUCAUUCUUCUGUGGAUGAGGAGACUGGAAUAUCAGAAUCUGAAGAAGUGGCCACCACCAGACAAAGUGGGGAUUAUAAAAACACGAGUCCAGACCAAAGAGACAGACGCAUGACAAGCAGAAGUCAAAGGCACAAGCAAGAACAGAGUUCAUCCAAGUGUGCUGUCCCUGAGAAAACACUGAAAGAGAAAGGAAGAAAACCCACAUCUGUGUUUGGUUUUCCAGGAUCCAAACUGAUUGGUGCUUCUGCAUGGCGAGAAGGUCAGAAGCUGGUGAAAAAGUUGCUUGGUCCAUCUCCUAAAUUUACAAAGCUGGGGAGCACAUCUGAAGAGCAGAACCCUAAAAAUGACUCUGAAUCUGGUAAAGAUUUUUUAGCAACCCCACAAAUGGAACAAAGAUCUAGAGAAAAUGGUGUUCCUGCUAGAAGUGAUCACAUGCUGAACAGCCCUCCUCAUAAAACCUGUCAGACUACACCCGGCAGUUCCAUUGAAAUUGCCAGCAAUGCACUGACCAGAGAUGCAAAGCAAAUACUAAGGGAUCUACAUUUGCAAAACCAAUCUUGUGAGGAAUACAGAAGGACAAAGCCACAGAAAGAUACCACAACAGGAAAGGCAGAAGAUUCAAAGCCAUAUCCAGAAACCGAUCCUCCUUCAAGUGAAAUCAGCAGCAUCACUCGCUCUGAUUACAGCAGAGACAAGACCAGGUCCUCCUUAAUGAAAGCUGGAAUAGAGCUAAGAAAUUGUCAUGGAGGAAAAAGUGCAUCUCUUCCAAGAAGUAAGGGCUCAAACAGCCCAGGACAGAAAGUGUCUGAGAAGGAAAGUAUUAAGAAGAGGGUAAACGUAGGGAAAGCCCACGCCUACAGCCCAGAAGAAGUGCAUGAAUUUAUGCACAGAAAGGUUGAGGAAAGAAAGAAGAAAACCUUAGAAGAGAAAAAGUCUUUAAAGCAGGCCAGAGAAACAAGAGCUCAGAGAUUGCAAGAGUUAUAUAGGAAACAGAAGGAAGCUUUUGCAAAGAAAUCAUGUUCUGGGGUGGCACAGGCUUUAAACAGGGGAUCUGUUCCUGCAACACAAGGUUCUCAGUAUAAACUUGCCCAAGAACAGACAAUGAAAAGGAGCCUGGAAAGGAAUUUUAUGGAGUGGGUGCAUAAAACGUCAUGUGCUUUAUUGAGAAAUGAGGAGCAGGGAAGCAGUGACUUACAUCCAAAGACAACUCAGCCACCUAAAGCAACAGAGACAUUUGAUUUUCCUUCUUCACUGGCAUCUGAAAGUGGGUUCCUCAGCCCUUUGAACCUUAAAGACUUGGCAGUCAGCCCUCCUACAGCUCAGUACUUGCCUCCCCAGAGCUUUUUCCUUCCACUGAAAACUGCAAAAUCUGACCUCAAGGCCUCAGCUUCUGAGGACACUUCCAGCCCCCCUCCGUACAGAAAUACACAGGAUAGAGUGAAGGCCAUUCACUCCCUAGCCAGGGAGCUUGGUGAGCGGAUUGAGAUGGCAACUGAAAGACUGAGGGGAACAAGCAGGCUACAAGACUCUAACGACAAUGGAGAAGAGGAACAUCUACCUUUAGAACCUCCCAAUUGGUCUUCUCUACGGUCAAAGCCCAAGACACCUAAAAGUGAGGGAAACAGGACCAUGAACAUACAAACACUCCUGGGUGUUCAGAGUCCUAAUGGCGUAUGGAUUUCGUUAGACCAUGCACAGGAUAGCACUCUCGACUUGGGUAGCCCCAAAGGAGCAGAAGCCCAGAAAAGGAAGGAGUGGAUACAGUCUGACACAGCCGCUGUUGGUGAGGAGUUACCGUGGAGUUCCAAUUUGGUGAUGCAUGGGAAAGCCCUGAAAGAUGUAUGGAAAGGUUUUACCAUGAAGAAGGAAUCUGACAUGGAAACGUGCCUAUUGCGAGGAAAGCCAAUAUCCAGCAUAGCCUCUCCAUCUCCCAGAUUCCUCACUAGAAGUCCAGAGAGAAAACCAGCAAAUCAAAGGAAUCGCUCCAUAUUUGAUACUCUUUCUGAAGCUCAGAAUCAAGUGGAAAUUAUUUCAUCCUCUCCUAGACAAAGUCUCAAAACAUCUCUCAGUCAUGGAUUUGAACCCCGCCGUUCUCCAACCAGAAGGAUUGGGAUGCAAAAAGAAUUUGAGGACGACUUUGGCAGAGACCCCAGAUGCAUAGAUCCUGAGGAGAGAUACAGGGAUCACCUUGAAAACAUACAGCAAACAUCUCUGAGGCUGGCUCACAAACUGAAGGCCGAUCAGCUCCAACAGGAAAGGCGGCUGGCUAUCCUGCGUGAGAAAGCAAAGCUAGAAGCUCAAGAGAGCCAGAGGUCUUUGGAUGAGUUGCUCAAGCAUCAGUUAGCGGGGCUGAAUGGCUCCCAAGCCAGCUGCACUGUGAAGGUAAGACUGAAGCAUGCUAAACAAGACCAGAGAAAAUACCAAUUUGAAGGUGAUCCCGAAAGACGUGAUACAGCCGAGGACAGCUUUACAGCACAGUCUCCAAAACAAUCUGCACUGAAAACUGAAAUCAACUGCAAUGUGAUGGAUGCCAUAAAAGCCACCGAGAGAAAAUCCACUGGGGAAAUGAACCUGGAUUCCUCAGCCCAGCAACAAGGAUCCCUGUCUGCAAAGCAUGGGGACUCUUUGCCUAUACAUCAAUCCUUGAAUCCUUUGCCUCUUUCAGUAAAUCAGCCUAACAGCAAGACACUCACAGCAGACGAUUCAGGAGACAGCAGCGAACAAAUGGAUUCCACAAGCCAGUGGAGUGAAGUCAGUCAGUUCUAUGGAGGGUCCAGCACCUUUUGCCGUUUUAGUUUGACGAUGGCCGAGCAGUAUUUGAGGGAAGAAGAACUACGAGCCCGGCACCAGACUGCCCUCCUUCGACUCCGAGAAAAAGCCCUUCAGGAGAAAACCCAGGCAGAGCUGGCCUGGCUGGAGCAUCGGAAAGGCUGUCUGGAUAAUCUGCGAGACAGUGAUGAAGUGUCUUCUGUAGCUGAGAAGCAGCACAAAAUCCUAACCAGGCUGAAGCAAGAGCAGGUGGAAAUCCAGCACCUGCGAAAUAUCUACAGGGCAGCUCACCAGGAGAGAAAGCUGCUGUUAAAACAGCAGAGAGAAAUCUUACUGAUGCAGCAGUCAACAGCACAACUCCAGCAGGCGCUGCAUGGGUUGGCACAAGGGCCACAGUUUACAAACAGCUCAGCAGACGUUGAAGAAGCAAUAAAGCAGAAGACUGGGACAAUUUCCAGUCCAGCAAUAUCCUCCAUGCCAGCAGAAGCUUCUGCAUACUCACAAAGGCCUGUUCUGUCAAGGAAUGGAAACAAUUGUGCCCAGUUAAAUAAUACACUGAGCAGGAAAUACAAGAGCUUUCCUACUGAGAAAGAGAAAACAUCGCUGCAAGGCAGGCAACAGGCAGAGCUGCCUCAGCGGUGGAAGCAAUGGUCGGGUGCACAAGACCCCGUGGUGUUUGAAACAAUGGCCAAGGAACCAUGUGAUUCCAGAGAUAAAAGCACAAGCCCACUUGUGAUGGAUAAAGACUCUGAAAACACAGGUAAUGCUACCUCAUCCUCAGUGCAAGAAUUAAAAAGUGAUACACUGACAAUGGAAAAGGAGCACAGAGUGCAAGGAGAAAGCCAAGAGACUGCAGGAGAAGAUGAAGGCUCAUGCCAUCCGUAUAAGGUUAAUGAUGGUGACAGAGGGUCAGGGUUGAUUUCAGAUGGAACUUCAGCGGUGGAAGCACAGACAGGAAAAGGAAGGCAGUCAGAGGAGCAGAGGACAAAUGUGAACUCCAAACGAGACUCAGACAUCACUUACAUGGGUGUAAAAAAACUCCAGGUGUCUAAAAUCCUUCCACUGCAAGAUGUUCCAGUCAAUGAAGAAGUGAAAGUAUCUGCACCAUAUGAGAAAAAUCCCGCUGAGGACAACCAGUUGAUUAAGCAUGUGGACAAUGAUCUGUGUGAUCCCUCUGAUGAAGAGCAUGCUUUGAAAACAUGUUCAGAGGGACUAGGGUCCACAGUAUCAUCCACUGAAUCACACGACUCCUCUCUGAGAUGUGAGAGCGUAAACUCAUACCACUCCCUCCCUGAAUUUCAUAAAGCGACUGCAGUUCGGAUCAAUGUCUCAGAAAGCUCUGUUUCAGACUCUGAAUUAGAAGCUGAGGACACAGAUAUCAGCCUUCCUGAGGAGUUUACCAUCCAGCAACAGCUAUGUGGUGGUGAUGCUGCUGCUGUGUUUCCUAACCCUUCGACAAAGGCACAGAUAGCAGUAAGUGACAGAAAUGAAUUAUUAUCCAGUGAUAUAUGUGAUGAACAAAUGCCCCACGAUGAUUGCAGUUGUGAGGCCUCAUCGCUCUUUCAUGGCUCUGAAAAACAUCUUGGAGAUGUUUCAGAAUAUGAGUAUGCUUAUGAAUCACAUUCUGUCACUUCCUCAAACAGCGAAAAGCCAACGCUAAGUGCCUCAGGGAGAGAAGAACUAUUUUCCUUUCAGUUCAAUAACACUGAUAAUGGAAGGAGCAAGCCGUACUUGGAAGCUUCAGCUCUACUGCCUUGCUCAGAAAACUGCAGUGUAAACAAGAUCCCCUCUCAGGGAAAAUCUGAGCAGCAUUCAGCUUCAUCAUCCAGCUCCUUAUUGUAUAAUGAUGACUUUUGUACUGAGGAGACCUUUGAACAACAGGGUUCUUCAACUAGCAAAGCUGAAAAGGAUGGUGAAAGUUAUGAUUUAUCUGUUGGUCAGAGUAAAGUAGCGUUCAUGUGGUUUCCAUCCGAAAGUUCCCUGAAGCAUCUAGAUGCUGUUCCUGAGCAGUUCAAUAACUGUGUAUUGCUUCCACCUAAAAAAUCCAUGACAAAUGAACAAAUGCCAUUGUUUCCUGUAGACUCUUCACUAGCUUCCAGAGACUUGUCAGGUUUAGAGGAAGCUAAAACUAAUCAGGCAGAACUUUUAACUGAAGGACACAUAUCCAACAAACCAAACGAAAUUGCAUCGCCACACUUAUCAGUGCCCAUAAGUUCUGAAGAGGCUCCUAUAGAAGCAGAAGUCAGUUCGUUUGACACACAAACCUUUCAGAGGGUGGCUGCACAAAAUCAAAAUAACUCAGCAAGAGAAGGACAAACCUUCAAGAAACCUGAGAUGGUGCCGCCUUGUUCUAUCGCCUCCAAAAAGCAGUUGCCACAAGCAAGACGCUGCCUUUCUGAGAGUGAAGAUGAAAUUAUUUUUAUCAGUGAUGAGGUUCUGCCUCCUAUUGAUGAAGAUACCUUGUCAGAAAUACUGUCUCCUGUUGACGAAGUGCUAUCCUAUGGAAGUGUUGAUUUACCAUCAUCUAAUAAAAAGGAUUUGUCAUUGUACAGUGAGGACCUUCCCACACCCCCGGAAGAGAUAGGUGGGAUAAAAAGUGAGGAUAUUAGCUUCAGCACAGAAGACUUUCCUUCUCCACCAGAACAAGUGACCUUCUCCGAGAGGAGAGAUUCACACUAUUCUCUGAAUGAAGAUGUGUCAGGACAAACAGAUGAGUUACCCUCAUUAGGUGAUAGCGCUGUGCCUGAAGAAUUGCUCCCGCCAUCUUCAGGGUUAAUGGAUGUUUUUUCAGCUCAGGACGGGACUUUCUCUGGAGGUUGUUGGGGUAAAGAAAUUAUUUCAGGUGGAAAGGAGGACUUGUUAGAACAUGUGACAGCGGAAAACGAGACAACACUGCAGCCAUUAGGCUCACUCUGUAUGUCAAGUCCCACUUCUUCAGGUCAAACCAUUAAAAGGCCAGAACAUUUAAAGAAACAAAGCAAGCCAUUUUUAACGCUGUCCAAAGCUCAGGAAGAUCAUGACGACCCAUUAUCAUCAUUUGAAGUUGGAGACAGAGUAUUAGUGAAGCACAUCCAGCCAGGUACGCUGAUGUUCAAGGGGUAUACCUCUUUCGAUGAAGGCUCUUGGGCUGGCGUGGCACUUGACAAACCAGAAGGUGAUCAUGAUGGAACUUAUGGAGGAGUGAAAUACUUCGUGUGCGCUAAAUAUUUUGGCAUCUUUGUCAGACCUGAUCAAAUUUCACAUCUCUUGGAGGAUAAUGAAAAGAGUUCUGAUUACGCCAGGGAUGAAGACUCAUUCUCUGAUGAUGGGUCAUCCAGGGGGGACUACAAACAUGCUGAUGAUAACCAGCAGGGAACAGGAUAUACAGAGCAGAAACCUGAAGACACAUACAGUGCACGGGGUUCAGCACUGAAAGAAGACAAGUCUAGAUCGCACACGUGCAUGCCAUCAGGAAAAGAACACAAAGGACUGUUUCCUACCGAUGAGCAGUAUAUGUCCAAUGCGUUCAUUUGUCAAGCUGACUUUGUAUGUUUAGAAUUAGAGGAGGAAACAACGAAGCUAACACAGAUAAAGAAGGAGACAAAUACAGAAGGUGUGCUUCCAAUGAGAAAUAAAGACAGUAACACAGAAGAAGUAAACAAGAGCAAACAUAUUAGUUGCUUGUUGAAAGACCAAGAAAGAAAGAAACUGGCUGAUGAUAUCUCAAGUGAGCUCACAAAAAAACUUUUGUAUGACACUUUAAGUGCAUUUUCGGAUACAACCGAACACAAAUAUAGAAGUGCCUUUGAAAGAGAACUGCGGAAUCAUGUUAAAGGCCUAAAAAAAGAAGGCAAUCACAGCACUAGCUUAUCAGAGCGAUCAGCUGAAGUUUUGGAUGUCUUACUGUGUGACUUUGACACACUUAGCAUUCAUGGGCCUCACACAGCACAAACAGUAGCAGAAAAAAUUGUAACUAAAUUUGUAGAUGAUGCAGUGAAAGAAUAUAAGAAAAUUAAAAGGAAACAAGGAGCUAAGGCAGACACGAUGUUUCACUUAUCUUCUGAGAUUCCUCAAGGCACUUUGCCAUUCCUUAGUAAGAUCCUCGAUGCUGGUGUUUUUGGAAGCUCUGAAGAUUUUGAUCAGGUCAAUUCUAUCCAACAUACUAAGGAAAUAAAAACUCAAAGGCAAACUCAGCAUAGAUUAGAUCACUGGCACUCAGCUCCUUGGAAGAAAACAAUGGAGGUUCCUCUGGUGGUACCACAUAAUAGUUCACAUGUUAAGAUACUGUCUGCAUGUGCAGUAGAUGAACUAUGGACUCCUCAAAACAUUUGUUCAAAUUCUAGGAGGAUCAAUGUGCCAAAGGAUUUUGAAUGUAAUGACAUCUCAGAUGACGAUCUGGAAGCAGAAAGCAAGAGGAUUUACAAUCAGGUUAUCUUUGAUUUAACUCACGAGCUGCUACACGCAGAAUAUCAGGUGACAGCAAAUCCAAAUCCUCUUCCGUGGCUCAAAGAAAAUUUGGAUUCUCGCUAUUACAGACAUACUUGCAGAAACACAGAUAUCAGUGAGGUCAAAUCAUUUAUUCAGGGAGAAAUUAUUAAGAUAAUGAACUUGGAAAUGAACAGCUUGGAGAUGAAGAGGAAACUCCUUAAUAUGACCAAGUAUGGAAAUUGUAAAAGGGACCGAGUGGAUCUAAUUCUGAUUCAGGAGCUCCACAAAGAAGAAUCUCAGUGGACUGACUAUGCUGAGGAUGAAUUAGCUGUGAAGAUGAGAGUAACUGAAGACAUUUUUGACAGCUUGGUCCUUGAUACAAUAGGAGUUCUUAAAAAGAUCUCUCUCAAAAGAACUUCUGAUUAGAUGUUUCUCUUAGAGCCCACAGUGGUGGAGGUUUUCAGCUCUGUGAGUUUCAGUGCAAUGGUUCCAUAAGCAUAUGCUUAAGAAUUUUCAUUCUGAACUUUGCGUCCAAUACCAGCAUCUCCUGGCUAAGUUAUAUGUUCAUGUUCACAGUGAAAAGGGUGCAAACAAUUGACUCAUAGGGAUGAAAAAAUACCACACACCCCUUAUGCACUGUAGAUAAUGUCUUCAUGGCAGCCCCACAUAUUCUGCUUCAAAAGGCCAAGAAGGGGUCAGCCCAAAGGAGGGGCCACCCACAUCUGUGGUAAGGCAGAUCCAGUGACCCCCUACAUACCUAGAGAGAGGCUGUGGUCAUUGUGGCAGCCUAAAGGCUGGAGUUGCAGCAGCAGCAGCUACGGAGGGGCUCAGCAGCAGCUCUUCACUCUGUCCCUGGAUUGUGGAAGUGGAUUUGAUCUCCCUAACCCCCUCCAAGCUCUCCCUAAUUUCUCAGGAUUUAUGCAGGUGGAAUGGAUUUCAUUCCCAUUUGAUACCACGAUGCCUGCUCUCUGCACUAAUAUCUCACCGUACUGCUCAUGUGCCUUAGAACCAUGCUGUGCCCUCUGCUGGUUGUGCUAAACCCCUCAGUUUCUUGAGAUAGUUAAGAUUAAAUUGGAGAAAGCAAAACUAGACUGGAGCAAGAACAUACUGUACAGAAUGAUCCUGCGCUGGCUGGGGUAGGCAAAUGACCAAGUAGGUACUUCUGUUUUAAUGUCUGUGCUCUUAUGUAAAUAAGACACAUACCAAUUGUCUGUACACUGUGAUGCACUUUAUAUGGGAUACUUCCUAUCAGCAGCCCAGUUUGAUGAAUGCUGUAUAUAUUUAUGAAAAUAAUUAGGUCUUUGGUAUGCAUUUAGCACAUGUGAGUUUGUUUGAAUUAUUAUAAUUCCCCUAAAAAGAAUGUAUGCUGAGCAUGUACGACUUGCCUUGGAAUGGGCAAAAUUGGGAAACUGAGGAAGUAGAGGAGGAAAAUAGAAUGAUCACAUUUCUUGAUCCAGAUUAUCCAGAUAAGGUUUCCAUGUGUGCCCUGUACUUGCAUUUUUUUCAUAUUCAGAGAAGACCAAUGACUUUGUUACUGUUUUAAACAAACAUUGGCCACUAGAGACUAGGCGUCUGAUUUGUUUGUAUAUGAUAUGUUAAUUGGUAUUUUAUUUAAGUUACCAAUAUACAGAAACGGCUUAAAACUGAGGAAUUAAAUAAUUAGUUCAGUCGAUUUAUUAAAUCCUACUCAUUCAGGGAAUCAAGAUAAUUAAUUUGAUAUAAAUUAUAUGUAACUGUUUAUAUUUAAGGCACAAUAUUUAAGAUUUGGUAUUGUUGGUCAAGAUGUAAUGCAAAUGUAUUUUGUGUUUAUAUUUUUAAAUAUAGAUACUUCAUACUGCAGUUUUCAUAUUGAUUUGUUAGGCUUCUGAACAACUUAAAUAAAACCUUUCUUUUUUAACUAUUUUCAUCACAUCACACUGAAUACCAUAUGUCAAUACAUUUAUAUUAUUUUAUUAGUUACCCAUUUGUAUCACAAUAGUGCCUAGCGGCACCAAUAAGAGAUUAAAGUCCCAUUGUGCUAGGAAUUGUACAUCCAUAACAUGAAAAGAGCUUGCAGAUGUGGGCAAAGAUUUGUGCAUGUCUGUAACAUUAUACGUUAUAGUCCUUUUGCACUCACGGAGACUGUUCACAUUGCAUAAGUUAGCAUGUGUGAAAGUCUUUGCAGAUUCAGUCCCGAAGUAAAGCAAAUAGUGGAAUGGGCAGUUCUGACAUUCAGCCGCAAUAUUAAAAUAUAUUCUAUUAGUCAGACAGUUCUGGUGAAAUUAGCAUGUCGUGGGGUACAAGUAGAGGCACUACCACAGAAACACACAUUCUAGGCCAGAUCCUUAGCUGGUGUGAAUCAGCAUUGCUGCACUGACUACAGUGAAGAUGUCAAAUUAUGCCAGCUAAGGAGUUGGCUGGACUUUCUCGUGUUUAAAUUCUCAUUCUUAACGUACCACUAAUGGAGCUCUCAGUUAAAAGUGCCCAAGCCAGAAUUGAUAUCAGCAAUGCACAGGUGUUCACCCCAGUGUCUGGGUUGCACUGGCUCCAAAAAAGGCUAACCAUCACGUCACUCUCCUCCAAUGCAGUGCUACUGUAGACAGCAAGUGCUGAUGUAAUAACCCCAGCACUGCAAACUGCCCUCCCACCCUCAUCCCGGAAGGCAUCAGGUAUUUCCCCAACGAUUCUGUUGGUACACAGAAAGAGUUGCUAAAGCUCCCACAAGCCACUGCUUUGGGAAGCUUUGAUGGGAACUGUUCGAUAAAUACCAAGAGGGAAAUACAUUGCAAUUUUUUACUAGAGAGCUAUGUGUGAGUGCAGGAUAGUACUUGCAACCACAACAAGAUGGCUGUCAUGGACUCUGACACCAUUCCUGUUUACAUGCAUGCCAUCCUACUGGUUCAGUUACAGGGUUUAGAUUCUCUACUGUAGAAACAAGCUUUGGGACCAGCUACCCUUUCCUGUCACCACAGUAACCUGAUCUCUGCCCUUUGUACCUAUUGAAUUUAAAACUCUUGAGGGUGAAGGCUCUAACAGAAGCCUAUCAGGAUUGGAAGGGACCUCAGGAGGCCAACCCCCUGCUCAAAGCAUGACCAAUUCCCAAUUAAAUCAUCCAACAGAUUUUUGCCCAAUAUCCCUAAAUGGCCCCCUCAAGGAUUGAGCUCACAACCCUGGGUUCAAGCAGGCCAAUGCUCAAACCACUGAGCUAUCCCUCCUCCUGAUAUGGAAAAAGGAGGGACAGAGGAAGAAGAGAAGCAGCUAUGUGUGCUGAACAUUUUGAAUCCCAUUUUGAACAUCUGGCUGAGGGAUGAGUGUCCCUGAGUCGUUUCUGACAAAGUGAGGCAGCUUGGAAGAAUGUUAAUGCUACAAUAAAUGUGAUGGUAAACCACAUGGCCUUCAGUCCUAGCUAGUUGCAACUGGACCACAUAUAGAAGUUGCUGAGUCUGCUACAGCCUUGGCUAACAGUACAGGGCCUUUUAACUUAGGUAGAAGAGGCUCAUGCUUUGGUUUCCCAGGUUCACUCCCUGAUGCCAGCGACCCACCCAGGGUGCAGUGUUGCAUGCCCUCUGCCCUUUUGGGGAGGUUAUUUUUUCCUAUUUUUAUCCUCAUGGUAAUUCAGCUUUUUGUUCCAACAACAAGGUUUUCUUAUUGUCAGUACAACAGGGUUUGGCCUUCCAUGCUUGUCUUCCUGCACAAAUGGCUUUGACACCUCUGGUUUGUAACCACUGUUGUGUAUUUUAUUUGUGUUAUAACAAUGACCACCACCACCCUUACAGCCUCAUGCAGCAAUUCUAUUUACAGUGUCACAGAAUCAUCAUCCCCUUUUGACAGAGGGAGAAGAGCUUUCCCUUUACCCUACCCAGUGCUGGUUGGCUAUACACUUCCCUUCCUCCCCCAAGCACCUCCUUCCUGUGCUCUUUUUAAACUACUUCCCUGCUACUUCACACCUUAACUUCCUAACCCCAGUCUAGCCUAGUAAUCAGCACACCCCUGACUAGCCAGGCUUUCUCUGGAGGAACCUAAUUGGUGCUAAUAGUGACCAGAGUGCUGGCUCAAACUCCAUCUCUUAGCACUCUGUGAGUUAAUAACCCAUCUAGCUGACUGGGACAGUUUGCUCCUGCCCUGGUUUUACAGCCAAAUUGUUGGGUACAGUAACACAUCUAUAUAUUGAAGAACAGAGUUUUCUCAAAGUUUACUUUCUUAUUAUUUAGUACCAGCAUCAUCAAGAUUCCUGUUAUACAGUUAGCAAUAAAGAAGUGUUUUUUGAGUAUAAUUUAUAUACUUGAAUGAGUGCCUCAAGGGCUUGGUUUAUUUUAGAGUAUUCAGAUUGCAGGCCUGUGUGUUACACUUGAGAGAGAUGACCGUUUACAGCAGCAAUCAGGAACCUAAGUGAAGCCUGAACCUUUGCAGGAUAGCUAUAUAUAGAGGAAGGACAAAGCUAUAAAGUAACUGCUGCUUGAUGGGAAUAAAAAGUUUAUACACAGAACAUGUCAGACAUGUUUAAUAUCCUCCACCAUUAUGUGUACAAAGCCUUAGACUUUGGCACCCAGAUAUAUUGACCUGUUCAGGCAGUGGCAAGACUUCAAUAUCAAGAUUACUUUAUUUCAAGGUCUAAUAUUUUGCUUGCCUUGGUUUUGAUCAAUAUUAACCUCCUGGGUCAAUAAAUCUUGAUACUAGCCUCAAGAGAAGUCAUUAUCGUUCAUAGAAAAUGAUUAUUUCUCAGUUAAACCCUACAUUUAAUUUUCCUGUAAUCCAUCUCUUUCAGUCUCACACAUUUAACAAUUCUUCUUCUGAAUAAAAUGCAUUCUAAAAUACCUUAAACAUCACCGAUUUAAAUUCCUCGUUAGCAGCAACUAGGAGAUUCUGAUUAAUUUAGACUCCACUAUUGAAACAAUCUCAUUUUGUUGCAUUGGAUAUACAAUAAAAAUAGAGUCAGACAAUUCUUUGGAUCAAAUUAAAAGAUGACAUAAAGAGGGGCGUAAGUUACAAUUCUGUAAGUAGAUGUAAAGGAACAUAGAUUGCUAAGGGGUGGCAAAGAAGUGACUAGCAGGUGAAACAAUUAACAGGAAAGUAAAGGAUAAAUCAAGGGGUGAUGCCAGCAUUGAUGUUAUCUCUGAAUUUGACCUGUUGAAUAUUUAAGGUACAGCAGCUACAAACAACUAAUAUAUAGCAAAAAGGGCUAUAUGGAAAUUUGUUCUCAAAAUAUAGAUCUAGCCAAAUGCAAAAAAGUAUCUGACAUCCCAAGAACUUUUGCUCAUUUCUAUUUCGGUGAUGGUGAAACUUCAGUGUUGAACAAUGUUUAACUUCCAGUCGGCCCAUAAUGCCGUUCUCCACUGUCCACCUUCAUGCUUUCUCCUACGCUGCCCCUCAUGCUUGGGAGAAACUCCCUGUAAACAUCUGCAAAACCAACUCAUUAUCUUCCUUGCCAACAAACAGACUACAAAAAAACUGACAGGGUUAAGGCACCUGGUGUGCUGAGACCCCUGCCUAUCACACCGACCAAUAUUGUCUUAUUGUUUCCUGUACUGCUUGUUGGUCCAUCUGUAUUCUUCUGUUAUUUUCUGUCUUAUGCUUAGAUUGUAAACUCUUUGGGGCAGGGACUGUCUGUUCUGUUUGUACACCAGCUAGAACAAUGGCCCAGGAUUAGAGCCUUGAGUCUUUACGAUAACAAAUAAUAAUAAUCGUGUAAAGAACACUUUCAAAUAUGCACAAGGAAUUUGUGACUGGACUGAGAAUCGCUAUCCCUAUUAGCCCUAACACAGUGGGGAUUAGAUUCACAAGUACACACCUGAGCUGGUUGUAUGAGAAGUUUCAGAAGCAGUGGAAGGUCGAAGGAAUGAAGCUCAUUUCUAUUAGUUAUUCUCCUCCUUCCUGGCAUUUCUGUAGUUUGCACAGGAGCGAAUUCCACCCUUUAGAAGCAGCCACAGAGCCCAGCCCAAGGUCUAUGCCCGCAAAAUAGGAUGUAUAGGCCCUUGGAUUGGUCCUCUGUGAAUUUUACCCAAAGUUGUUGGUUUUUUUAUUCUUUUGGCUUGACUAUACAGGGAAAUUGACCAGCAGCACUAUAGUGGUAUAAUUAUACCACUAUAGCAAUGUUGAUAUCGUCCCUCCCCUCCAUGUGGACACUGUUCUGGAGCAAAAUCACUUUUUUCCAGAAUAGUGUGUCCACAUGAGGAGUUAUACUGGCAUAGCUACAGCAUUAUAAUUAUGCCACUAUAGUUCUGCCAUCCAGUUUCCUCAUGUAGACAAGCCCUCAGGGUUCUGCAACAAACUGCCUAUCUGCUGAAAGGGUCAUUUUAUUGCAGAGUCAGCAUCCAUAGUUUUCUUGCAUUUACACAGCUUGCAGAGCCAUAUGUUUUCAGCCAUGUUAUUCCCCAUUCUUUCAUCUGGUCCAUUUCACUUUGCUUCACUUUUUUGCUGCAAUUAAAAUACAUUCCCUUACCAAAUAUCCAGUCAAAGGACAUUGCAUGCACCAAAUCAAAAGCAUACAGACAAAUCCAAACAGACAACCCAAUUCUACACAUUUAUUCAUGAGUUGCAUUUGUGUAAGUGCU